Molecule: messenger RNA, 1690 nt
Organism: Folsomia candida
Lineage: Eukaryota; Metazoa; Arthropoda; Collembola; Entomobryomorpha; Isotomidae
Exons: 5
Coding region: 27-1061 (344 amino acids)
Source: RefSeq, a predicted model, not a curated record
UUAAAUUGUCAGAAAAUUAUUUUAAAAUGUUCAUAUUUUCAGCCCUUCGACUUUUCGUCUGUUUGACUUUCGUCAUUGUUAUUGUUGAAGCUUAUCCUAAAGAAGCUGUGAAACCGGGUAACAAAGAAGCAGGGUUGGUGACCAAAAAAGUCAACGGUCAGAAAAUCACUACUGCUACACCCAAAGUGACUACCAAGGGCUCCACCGCAGUGCCUCCAAGAACUACAGAGAGGACAAAAAUGGGUGCAACUCAUAUUGAAAAUGAUUUGGAGAAGGGUGAUGGGCACGACGAAGAGAAUGAAGAUGAGUUAUCAUUGAUUGAACCACUUUCUCCUGACGACAUGACCGCAAAGUCUGGAGUCCAAAGUGGCAAAAAUAAAUUAGGAGAGUCACUCUACUGUCCCGGAGUUGUUUGUUCUUUCCCCUCAUUUGGCCAUGAUGAUGUUGUGCUAAGCUGUCAAGAAACAUGGACCACAAGCAUCAAUCCCGUCCUGCCAGUUAUGGGGUCUAAGCUCGACUGCUGCCCUGUUCACAUCUGCAUUCGACAUGAUGGAUCCCAAUUUACUCACUAUGGAAUUGAAAGACCAGUGGAACAAGUGAACAUUAAAAAUAACCCGCAACAACUUCAAGAUUCUGAAAAUACAAAGAUCAAUCACAACGAAAUUCCUCCAGCCACUCAGACUGUGGCUCAACAACCGUUUUCAGAAACCUUCCUUGGUAUUUUCCCCCCAUCUCAAAAACCGCAACAAGAACUAAGUCCACUGGUCCAAUAUCCGAUGACAGGACCAUUUCAACCACAACCACAACCACUACUUCCUCCACCACCCUUCAUGAUGUUGAACAUGCUAGGCCCUCAAUUUCCUCGUUUUAACAGAAACGUGGGACCAUUUUUCCCCGUGGAUGGAUGGGGGGUGGGUCCGUGGGGACCGACAGAUGUAUCUUCAUUUUAUAACCUCCGGGCUAGGAGAGACGCCGACGUGUUGCAACAAGAACAACAGUGGACACCAAGUGUAUUUUAUGGUGAGCCCGUUCCAAUGCAAGCAUUUCCAGUAUCAUUUUAACUUUUGAUUACUUAAGUAUUUAAUUUUUGCAUAAUUUUUGCGUACUUAAUUAUGCAUAAUAAACUUUAAAACUGAUUACUUAGUACACGUAGUAGUAAGUCAUACGUGACAAAUAUACAGCUGUGUUAUUUAAUUUAAUGUUUCUAAAUAAAUACUGGAAGAUAUAGAUCAAAAACGGGAAAACAUGGCCUGGGCUAACCGUUGUAACGUUUGGUGUGUUUUGUCUUUUACACCCGAUCGGCCGUGACUUAUCAAUUACUCCCAACUGGCGAAAGUUAACUUUGUUAGUCAUACGAAACCAGAAAAAUAUUUCUCGUUACCAUUUUGACUAUAACAAAGAGUACGUAGAAAUAUAUAUGUAUUACUGAUGGACUUGCGUCAAGCUAUUUAACCUUGCCGAAAGGCAAGAAAAAAUGCCAACAUUUGAUGGACGGAUGCCAGAAUUUUCCGGCUUCGAGGCGUCUGAAGUUCAUCUACAUACACGCGGAUGACACCAUUCACCGCCCAUUUACCGUUUCGGAAUAAAUGUGUGAUAUAUUUAACCUAAUGUAUUAUGCAAAUUAUAUCGGGUAAUUACGUGCAUUACUGUAAAAAGAGUGCUACAAAUAUAUUUAUUUGGCUGAUCCUAA